This is a messenger RNA of Rattus norvegicus (Norway rat), 2017 nucleotides long. It is a transcript of the gene Prkab1, whose product is annotated as protein kinase AMP-activated non-catalytic subunit beta 1. Gene Ontology annotation, cellular component: nucleotide-activated protein kinase complex; nucleus; cytoplasm. The record is from RefSeq and is a predicted model, not a curated record. Gene Ontology annotation, biological process: cellular response to nutrient levels; positive regulation of cold-induced thermogenesis. Lineage: Eukaryota; Metazoa; Chordata; Mammalia; Rodentia; Muridae.
CGCUCCGUCCGCAGUGACCACCCUUCCUUCUCGGGGCCCGGCCGGAAGCGGAAGUUGCUAAGGGGUAGAGGGGAGUUGCCCGAGGAGUGUCAGGUUACGCUCCCGCUCUUGUCGGAGUUCCAGCCGCUGCGGUCCAAGCAGACACUUCGCCAUGGGCAAUACGAGCAGCGAGCGCGCCGCGCUGGAGCGGCAGGCUGGCCAUAAGACGCCGCGGAGGGACAGCUCGGGGGGCACCAAGGAUGGGGACAGGCCCAAGAUCCUGAUGGACAGCCCCGAAGACGCCGACAUCUUCCACACCGAGGAAAUGAAGGCUCCAGAGAAGGAGGAGUUCCUGGCGUGGCAGCACGACCUCGAGGUGAAUGAGAAAGCCCCCGCCCAGGCUCGGCCCACCGUAUUUCGAUGGACAGGGGGUGGAAAGGAGGUCUACUUGUCUGGAUCCUUCAACAACUGGAGCAAAUUGCCCCUCACUAGAAGCCAAAACAACUUCGUAGCCAUCCUGGACCUGCCGGAAGGAGAGCAUCAGUACAAGUUCUUUGUGGAUGGCCAGUGGACCCACGAUCCUUCCGAGCCAAUAGUAACCAGCCAGCUUGGCACAGUUAACAACAUCAUUCAAGUGAAGAAAACUGACUUUGAAGUAUUUGAUGCUUUAAUGGUGGAUUCCCAAAAGUGCUCCGAUGUAUCUGAGCUGUCCAGUUCCCCCCCAGGACCCUACCACCAGGAGCCUUACAUCUCUAAACCAGAGGAGCGGUUCAAGGCCCCGCCCAUCCUCCCGCCUCACCUGCUGCAGGUCAUCUUGAACAAGGACACGGGCAUCUCUUGUGAUCCAGCGCUGCUUCCGGAGCCCAACCACGUCAUGCUGAACCACCUCUAUGCACUCUCUAUCAAGGAUGGAGUGAUGGUGCUCAGUGCGACCCAUCGGUACAAGAAAAAGUACGUCACCACCCUCCUCUACAAGCCCAUAUGAGAGGAUGAGCCAGCCGUGGGCCACGGGACAGCAGGCGGGCGGCGCUGGGCUCUCCGUGUGCAUGCGCAUCCUCACUCCGGGACAUCUCACCCCCACAUAGUCCUCCUUGAAGGUCUGUCCAGGCACAGCCAGAAAUCGGAUGGACGGCAGCCCGUGGUCCCAGCACCGCAGGCAGUGCGCCAGGCUCUAGUGCUCUAAGCAUCAUCCCUCUGCUGGCCCGAGAUGUCUACAGCCAGACCUGAAUGCUGGUUCCUGCUAGAAAACCUAGGACAGGAACUGAAGUCACCAAAGCCCUCAUCAUCCCUGCUGAAGCCUGGCUUGGAAGAAAGCAGUGCUCGGUCUUGCCUGUCCUUCCGAAUCACAGCAGUAGAUUGUAGACUCCAUGGAAUUUCAGUGUCCAAUUUCCAGAUGCAGCUUCGCAAUCGAUUCCUGACACUGUGCACUGAGACCUUCUUAACCAGAGUGGCUGGCUGUCCACUCUCACUUAAGGCAAUAAGUCACCAGGACGAGACUAUAGGUCAUGUGACUACUGAGCAAUAAUCGUUCUCAAACAGACAUCAGAAACCACUGCCAUUUCUCCAUCAAGCCAGACGAUCCUGAGGACUGACCACCAUGGGAGGUUGUCCACCUUAUUUCAGUUGCAGUGUUGGCCAUGUUACCGUGACAACCUGGUCGAAGUGCCCGCCCUCUUUUUAGUUCUAGCACGUGCUACUCAGCUGGGGGCCGUGUCUCCAGUGAGCAGAGAGUGUCACGGUGGUUACUAUUGCCUGAUCUAAGAGAGCUUGGCACCCUGCGGCAGACUGCUAGGUUCCAGCAGGGUUGGCACGAGUGAACCUAUCGUGUGCUCAGUGUGAUUUCCACAGUGAUGUCACAGACGUGCCCAUUGGUACAGGCUCCUGUCACCUGUCAGCAUAGGUAGGCACAAGCUCUGUGGUGUCCGCUAUUUGGUUAAACCUGAGUUUUGGGUACCUUUUGUUACUGUUUUCAAAACACGGACUUGCUGUCAUCUUGAUGUACAAGUUUCAAUAAAGCUUUGUAAAAUAACUGGAGAAA